AAACCAUGGUUCUGCAAUAUCAUAAGUAAAAUGCCUACAUGCAUUAGAAAAUAUUAUUGAACGAUUAUCUGUGACAAACUAUAACAGGAAUUCUGAAAUAACUGAAAAUUGUAUCAUAGCUCGGUGUUUUUUCUUAACAAAUUUGGUGUAGGUAAAUCGUAUACACUGACUACAGGGUGGGGUAACUAAAAGUGUGCAGGUAUUUAAUACCCGCACGCUAGUUACCGCACUGUUGGAUAGGAAAGUAUGCCAGCGUGUCUGGAACAGUAGACAGCGAAGUGUAUUUUAUUGAUUUUCUGCUCUAGCAUUGGUUUAUUUUACCUGGGCUUUACACAUUUGUAGUGCAAGGAUUUCAAGUACUCACUGAACUGCUGUAUAUGGCAGUGAGGAACGCCUACAACUACCAUAUAUGGAAGGCUAUGAUACAAAACAGAAAGAACAUUAAAACUCUCGGGUAAACGAUUUAUACUCGGGGGCUACGCCCCCUCGUACAAAUCAUUUACCCUUGAGUUUCAAUGCUCUUUCUAUUACAUAAGAUUCAAUUCGUUUUCAGCAAAUUUGACAAUGUAGACAAAAUUUGCAAAAAAAACUUAAUCUCAUUAAAGAUAGAAGUAAAAUGAUGUAAAUGUAAAACUUUCCGGUUAAUAUUUCAACAAUAUUCUAAACAGAUACGUGUACCUCUCGUAACUCGGACCAUUUUACCAAAACUGGAGACUGAGAAAGCAGAAAUGUUUUAGAUAGCGGGAUAAAUAGACACGUACAUUAUUUUCCUUUAAGUAAGUGGACCCCUUAUAUCAUAAUUGACAGUUUCUGUUAUUUACGAAUUUUCCGUACGUGAUUUCGGUAUUCUCCAUAAUAAUAUUCCGUAUUUACCGAAAAAUGCCGAAAUGCGUCGUCGCAUGGAAAUUGCCGAAUAUCAAUCAUUGCAAUAAAUGUCCGUGGCAUUGUUUCGCCAUAAGUUGAAAAGUGCAUUAAUAAAGUAUUAAGCAUACCUCAGGUGGUGAGUAUGUCAAUGACUUUGUAUACACCAAUAAAUUGCUGUACUUGACCGUGCACAGACGAACUAGUGAGAGUAUAAAACAUGUUUAGUAAAAUUAUUGUGGCAAUUUCAAUGUUAAGUACAGUUAAGAAAUUCUAAAUACGUGUAUUAAAACAUUUCCAGUCCUUAUUACGGGCAUUGUCGUGCAAAGUAAGUACAAAUGAUAGUUCUUGACUGUCCUUAACGUUUCCAGAAGUGGCUAAAGUGUCUCUAAAUUAGCCGUAUUGACCAAUAAAUUAGCCAUACUGACCACUGGUCAGAUCCUGUUAAUUGUAUACACCUGCUAACUGUCCCAUACUUAAUCACGAAUAUUUGAACAUGGUUUGGUAUAAAAGAUGGUCGAAUUAUUGUCAUUCUCGUCACACUUGUAAGAUCGACAAAUAUCCAAGAUGUUCGUACUUACUCUUCUGUUCGCAGUUGUAGGUGAGUUAUAUUUUAUAUUCCUUUUAUAUUUUAAGCUGUUCUUUUUACUACUUUGAAUUUGAUGUAUUUAUAUAUUAUGUCAUUAAGAAUUUUCGUUGUUGACCUAUGAAAACGUCUGUUUUAUACAUUUACAGAAAUGUAACAUCAGAUUAUAGUUUAUUAGAUUAAAUUUUGCAUUGUAAUAAUUCGACAUUUCGUUUCUUCUGUUCUUAUUCUUCUUUAUUGUUUUUUUAUAAACGUCGUUUUCUCGCAUCUAUCUGAAAAAAUAUACUUGUAAUAUAAUACAGUUUUGAGGCUUUUACAUUCGAAGCUAGCAGUCUCGAGAUUUUCUGAUUUUUUUUAUUUGUUCAUCAGUAAAACAUAUGAAAAACAUAAUUCUUAUUAUUAUGAUUCAGUGUGAUGCAAGCAGAUUUAUGUCUUUACAAGAACACUAGUAUUGUUUGUAGAAUAUAUAAAAACAGAUAUGUACCGCGUUACUUACACAAUAACAAUUUAACAAUUAUCACCUUAAAUGAUCGUGAUUUAUGAUUCAAUAACAUUUGUAUAUCUGUUUCAAAAACAAAAAGAUAUUGUAAUGUGGAUCUGGAGGCAUGUCCCAUAAACACAUAAAUAAAUAAUUGCUUUUCUGCUUUAAGCCGUUGUGGCCUCUGAUGAGGCAGGUUCUCGCACGCUAAGCAAGCCAAUGAGCGUGUCUAGAAUCAUUAAUGGGAUCGAAGCUACGCCCUACGAGUUCCCCCACCAGGCGGCGCUACUUUCAAUGGGACCAACAGGAGGGUCACACAUGUGCGGUGGAUCGGUGAUCGCACAGGAUUGGGUGCUUACAGCAGCCCAUUGUGUAGAAGGAAGAACUCCAUCAUCACUGGCAAUAGUGGUUGACCUUCACGAUUAUACUAACCCAGGGAACUACAUUUGGUUUGACAUUGAAGAUAUUAUCAUGCACAACAACUACAACCAAGGAUCUGGGGGAUUUCCGAAUGACGUUGCUCUUCUUAGGCUUAAACCCAAUGGACAAGACAUCACAAAGAACAUUAUCAAAAUAGCAAGCGGAACAAAUGACUAUGCAGGUCAAAUCUGCACCAUCAGUGGAUGGGGUGUAAAAGUUGAUGGGUCUGGUGCUUCAAAACUGAAGAAAGCUGACGUGUCUGUACUGAGCAAGAGCCAGUGUGUGAGCUACUGGGGAAGCAAAAACAUCCUAAAUCAACAUAUCUGUGUGAAAGGUUAUGAUACAGCCGAAGGAAGUGGAUCUUGCAAUGGUGACAGCGGCGGUCCUCUGGUCUGCGGAAAUGAACUAGUUGGUGUCACGUCAUGGGGAUUCUCCGGUUGCCAUGACGGCGGUGUGGUGACAUAUCCUAGUGUUUACGCUCGUGUCACGUCAUUUUAUGACUGGAUCAAUAGCAACUGUGGAAACUGCAACCUCUAAACAAUUUAUGUAAAUGUUGUUCUGUUAUAAAUAAAGGUAGAGGAAAAUUUACCUUUUUAUAGUUUCAAUUUCUUCGU
This is a messenger RNA of Mercenaria mercenaria, 2959 nucleotides long. RefSeq names its product fibrinolytic enzyme, isozyme C-like. Gene Ontology annotation, molecular function: serine-type endopeptidase activity. The transcript has 5 exons. The record is from RefSeq and is a predicted model, not a curated record. The coding region runs from base 2145 to 2882 and encodes 245 amino acids. Gene Ontology annotation, biological process: proteolysis. Lineage: Eukaryota; Metazoa; Mollusca; Bivalvia; Venerida; Veneridae.